Messenger RNA from Bradysia coprophila, 1545 nucleotides. RefSeq names its product transmembrane protein 120 homolog. Lineage: Eukaryota; Metazoa; Arthropoda; Insecta; Diptera; Sciaridae. The record is from RefSeq and is a predicted model, not a curated record. Gene Ontology annotation, cellular component: membrane.
UUUCCUUUUUCCGUGUUCUGGCAACACUGUAUCAGUGGUAGAGAGCGUAACAUCAACAUAUAUUUUUGACAUUUUCCAAUUUCCAAAAAAAAAAUUAUAUUUAGACAUUCCGUUCGGCCUACAUACUGUCGCGAUUAAGAGCACUUUUACCGAAACAAAAAAACCAUUUGUUCGGCCGAACAUUUAAAUGAUAUUUUCAUCUUAAAUUGAACACAACAAUGACCAGCCUCGAUCAAUUAACGUCCGAUUGGGAAGAGUUGUCCAAUGAAUACAAGGAUCUCGAAGUGGUUAACACCAAUUAUUUGGAACUGUUAGAAGGUCUAUACUCACUGCAACAGAAAUGUACAAAAGACAUCCAACAUCAACGGUAUCGGCUUAGUCAAAUUUCCAGCAACCUAAAAACUUAUCAAAACAAAAACAUCACAACACCAGACGACCGUGAAGUGUUAGCUGAACUUAAGAAAAAUGUAAUGAAAAGGAAGGCACAACUGUACGAAAUCGAACAAUCGUUGCCGCAAAAGAAUAGCUUGUAUUUGAAGAUCAUUCUGGGCAAUGUGAACGUUUCCAUACUGAAUCGCAACGACAAAGUGCGAUACAAAGACGACUAUGAGAAAUUCAAAUUAAUUUUGAAUGGAAUUGGCCUGUUCAUGGCCAUAAUUAAUUUGCUGUUCAACAACCGGGCUCUGGAGCUGUCGUUCAUAUUCCUGUUGGUCUGGUAUUACUGUACGUUGACGAUCCGCGAAUCCAUUUUAAAGGUGAACGGUUCACGCAUCAAGGGAUGGUGGCGGGCUCAUCACUUCAUAUCAACAGUCUGCGCAGGUGUAUUACUGGUAUGGCCUCAGGGUGAACCGUGGCAGCUGUUUCGGCAUAAAUUUAUGUAUUUCAAUGCAUACAUCAGUUUCGUUCAAUAUCUACAGUUCAGGUACCAGAAAGGCGUACUGUAUCGAUUAAAGGCACUCGGCGAACGUCACAAUAUGGACAUUACCAUUGAAGGUUUUCAUUCGUGGAUGUGGCGUGGACUGAGCUUUCUACUGCCAUUCCUAUUCGCUGGCUACGUCUAUCAAGCUUACAAUUCCUGGACAUUGUAUCAAUUAUCAUUCCACAAAGAUGCGCCCUGGCAGGUGCUUGCGUUGAGCAUUUUGUUUUUCAUACUGUUCGUCGGUAACACAACAACGACACUGCUGGUCGUACCACAAAAGAUCCGAGAAAGAAUGAAGGAACGCUACCGUCUGAUGAGCUUAUCAUGGUCGAUGAAGGCAAGGCGGAAAAUUCGGGGAGACAAAGGUCUUUCCAGAACCUCGUCAGAUGCCAAAGAAGAACGGAAAGAGUUCACAACAGAAGCUGAGAAGAAAUCUUCUUAAAUGCAGUGCGAUAUCAACUUGGUCUUUUGUCUCUAUUCUACACAAAUUUAAUGGUACCGGCGUCGUUUUCUGAUCGUAAUUUAUUGAAUUUGGUUUUAUUGUAAUUUUUAUUUCGUUUUUUUUUAACCUGAAAUUUGUUUAAUGUUUUGCAAUUUAAAAUACAAUUUGAAAGAAACAAAAAAUG